CUCCAUGAUGAAGAUGUCUUUCUCCAGAGAUACAGGUCAUCCUGUUUUCAGCUGAUUUGAUGAACAAGGAGACCACAUUUUUUAUUACUUUACAUCCACAUUGCGUCAUGUGUUUGUAUCCCACUGAUUUCUGAAUUAACAAUGAAUAUAAGCUUAUUUAUCUCGGGAUAAGAUAUAUAUAUACACAUCUGUGUGUGUGUCUACUAUCUUUUUCAGUUAUGACAAGUUUGCAUCUACUGUGUUUGGUAUCCAAACACUGCACAAAAAGUUUAUUCUCAAGUGAAAACUUUUAACAAACCGUGUCACUUAUUUUAAAUGCAGAGGGUCUGAGUUCUACACUGAAGACCAACAUAACAAAUAGAAUAUAAAAACAUAUUUAUUUGGGCUGAGUCUAAACUCAACUCCUCACUCAUUAAACUGGCUGCUUGUAUGAGGAGCUGGCAGUGAGAGAUCAUUUAUUGUCCUCCACAGUAUGGACACACAAGAACAAUUAAGUUAUCCAUAUGCACAAUAUCAUUUAUUAAAUAAUUUGUAUAAUAUGAAAUUGUUAUUAUUGCUCCAUUUAUAUAACUUUAAUCACUUGAAUGUUUCAGCUUGUGAGGUGUAUUCUUUACCUACAUACAUAGCGUACAGGCUAUGAGGCUCUACAACAGAUCACCUCUUGCCAGAUCAUAGUGCAAUAACUACAACAAUAACUGAAUACUUACACUAUGUUGAUCUGCACUUCACACAUCUCAUUUGUUUGCACUACACACAUACACACACAUUUCAUUUCAUUUGCUCUGCACUCAUACACACACUUUGCUUUUUGCACUCUGUCUAUAUUUAAUAUUUUUUGUAUUUGAUUUGUCAGUGUUGUAUAUGCAUGUGUGUUGUAUAUUUACAUAUAUAUUUUGUUUUGUAUUUUACUUUUAUUUUACUUGUAUACUUCUAUAUCUUUCAUCCCUGUUUCUUAUAUUUUGUGUUUUGUUUUUAUUCUUGUGUGUUGCUGCUACUGUCACGACAAAUUUCCCCUUGGGGAUUAAUAAAGUAUAUAUCUAUCUAUCUAUCUAUCUAGAUAUAUUUCUGUCCGCAUGGGGGCGGUAGUGCGCCAGCGAGCUCUUUGGCCAACGCCGGAAAUUCAAAGAAGACGAAGUGAGCGAAACUCAAACAAAUCAGUUGGACUCCCAUCACGUCAGCGUAAAACUAACGUUACGACGACCGCAUCCCAAGAAGACAUCCAAAGGGACGCGUUAGCUUGGAGCUAAGGAGGCUAACGAUGAGCGGCCGCGUGACGUCCACUCGCUGCCGGGGCAGAGCCUCCGGGAGCCGGGGCCACGAGCAGCCCGCGCCCCGGGGGGCCAGCAGGGUGCUGGCCGAGCGGAACCAGGCGGUGGUGGCGGUGGGAGCCUGGGUGGAGGACGGACACGACCUGGAGCACCCGUGGGCUCUGGCGUCGCUCACCGAGGAGAUCCAGUCAGAGAAGAGGAGGGAGACUGAAGAAGGUCUGCAACGGUUUCAGGAUGAAGUGCGCCACCGUGUGGCACAGCGAGCUCACUGCAGCCAGAAGAGGCAGCCGAGAGACUCCAGACGGAGUGUUCAUGAGGCCCCACCUGACAGGAGCAGCCCUCACCAGCAGGUGUGGACCCAGCAUGGGGGGGGGGGGCCCGUGUCUGAGGGAGGUGCUGCACAACAGAGGAGCCCUCGCCAGUCGGCGGGCGGCGUGAGGCGGGUCCGACUCAGACUGGCGGCCUGCCGGACGCUCCCCCCCCUGCGGGGGGAGGCGGAGCUGCCGGGAGGCGACUGGAGCGUCGCUCCUUCCAGACAUAAAGCUGCACCGGGCGGGGAGAAACCAGACCGGGAGGAGGAGGAGGAGGAGGAGGAGGAGGAGGAUCAUCUCUUCACUGGUCAACAUGAAUGUCCCCUCGUUCAGCAAAAGGGGACUGGGCCGGCGCCGAGGGGUCCGGAUCCACGGGCCCCGGACCCCAAGACCAGCAGAGUCCCUCAGCAGGCCGUGUGGCCUCUGGCCGACCAGGAGCACCUGAGGAGACAGCGUCAGUCUCAGUUCGUGUCGCUCCGCCGUCUGUACAUGAACAUGGAGAGAGAGAAAGUGAAGGAGAAGCAACAGAACCGGAAACACCUGCAGAGGACGGCCAGGCCUCGAUACUCUAUGCCUAGAAUCGUGUCCUGUGAUGAAGAGGACGUGAUCGUCUCUUCUCCUCCGAAGGAUCAAAGUGGAGAAGGAACAGAUGCGUCUGGAGGAGGAGAGGAAGAUGGAGAGAGCGGGCCGGCUGGCGGAGGUCAGGCAGAAGAUGGAGGAGAGAGAGAGGAUGAUUGUGGAGCGCCUGAAGCUGGAGGAGGAGGAGAGAGAGGAGCAGCUGCAGAGGAGGAGGAGGGAGGAGAGAGGGAGAGGAGCUUCAAGGUUCCUGGAGGCGCUCCGGUCUCAGGUGAAGGAGCGUCUGUGUGGGGAGGAGCUGGAGCCGCCUCCCCUCUGCUGCUGCGCCUCCUCCUUCUGGGACUCGCACCCCGACACCUGCGCCAACAACUGUGUGUUCUACCACAACCCCAAAGCGUAUGCGAGGGCGUUGCGCUCCUCCAUGUUGAGUCUGGAGCUGCAGUGAAGAAGAUGAAGAAGUUCCUCCUGCGGCCAGAGGAGAAGGUCGAGGUGGCGCCUCAGCGUCUACGUUUAGUGAAGACUCGAGGGCUCAGGUCACGUCUCAAGACUUUCUAGUUUGUCCUAAAUACAUCCAGUACAGAUUUAAUAUCUUUAUUUAUAGAUGAAUUUAACGAUGAUAUUUAUUUGAACUCCUCUACGGGGUCGGAGAUUGAAAUGGAUUGUUUACUUUCUUACACUUUCUUUAUUAAAUCUAUUUUAAAUGUCAGACACAAUCCUCAGUUAUUUACUUUUAGUGCUUCUUAAUGGAUAAUAAAGAAACUUUAAGCUGCUAUGAUUAGUAAAUCAUCAUCAAGAGCUAUGAAUGACGUCUUCAGAGUUGUGCUUAAAACAUUGAAUUAAACGUCUUUUUUAAUUUGA
Messenger RNA from Pseudoliparis swirei, 3013 nucleotides. RefSeq names its product coiled-coil domain containing 15 (gene ccdc15). The transcript has 11 exons. The coding region runs from base 1259 to 2710 and encodes 483 amino acids. The record is from RefSeq and is a predicted model, not a curated record. NCBI's taxonomy places the organism in Eukaryota, Metazoa, Chordata, Actinopteri, Perciformes, Liparidae. Gene Ontology annotation, cellular component: centrosome.